Ilyonectria robusta is the source of this 450-nucleotide messenger RNA. RefSeq lists its product as uncharacterized. The coding region runs from base 1 to 450 and encodes 149 amino acids. The transcript has 2 exons. Lineage: Eukaryota; Fungi; Ascomycota; Sordariomycetes; Hypocreales; Nectriaceae. The record is from RefSeq and is a predicted model, not a curated record.
AUGGCUGCUUCUUCGCGGCAAAUGGAUUCUGGGGCGCCUCUGACCAGGCGGUUUGUGGCCUUUGGCUGCAUCUUCGAGGAAGAUUUCCCCGCCAACCUUGUGGCUUGCCAGGCUUGGAGUGGCUGUCUUUCCAUCCGCGUGGCGAACCUGAAGACAUGGAGAGGAGUGGUGGGCACCGUAAACUCAGACGUGACAGAUCUCACAUGCUUCACCUCGGUGCAAGAAACAGACGCAGAGGCGCGUCCGCCAUUUAUCCUCCAGCCAUCCUUCGAGAACAACAUCUCUGCUUUUGCUUCACCCCGUGAGCAAAUCGAGUUCGCCCUCAGCUUCCAGGUUGGCGAGAGCGCUCGGAACGUUGGUUUCGAUAUCAUCCAUUCAUCCAACCACUCGCAAUACACCCGAGUAUACUUUCACCCUCCAUCAGAGUCUCGUCGUCUAGGCCGUUCCUGA